AUGGUACCAUUCAUGGUGGUACGGUGACUACAUUGAAUGUAGUAAAGGAUUUUGUAUAUUUCUAAUAUAUUUACUCAGAUUAUAAUAUAAAUGUCAGCUAUGGAAUUUAAAGUAGAGAUUAAAGAAGAGCAAUUUGUUGAAUAUAACCAAAAAGAUACAGAGAACCAGCCAUGCACAUCAGUAGACCUAAAAAACUUCAAAAAUGAAGUUAACUCAGAAAUGGAACUAAGAGCUAAAAUUAAGGAAGAGUUUGCCGAAGACUACCAAGAAUACAGGGAGAGCGAGCUAUGUACGUCCCUAGAUCUUGAAGACUUGAUUAAUAAAGUGGAUGAAGGAAACUCAGGAUUUCCUCAGAACAAAAUGGAUAUCAUGAAAACUGAACGUGCAUGUACUUCAGAACAGCAAAUAGGAUCAAACACUGAAGAAACAUUAAAAAAUUCCAUUUGUAAAUGUAAAAUUUGUUUUAAGCAAUUUAACCAGACAGAUUCUUUGAAACAACAUAUGAAAACGCACAAGGCAGAAAAGCUUUACAAGUGUGAAUCUUGUUGUAAGCAGUUUACUCAUAAAAGUCAUUUUAAUAAACAUACGAAAGUUCACACUGGAGCAAAGCCUUACCAGUGUGAAAUUUGUAUUGAGCAGUUUACUCAAGCACAUUCUUUGAAAAGACAUUUUAGAGUGCACACUGGAGAAAAGCCUUACAAGUGCGAAAUUUGUUUAAAUCAGUUUUUUCGCAAAAGUCAUUUGAAAACAUAUUUGAGGUUGCACACUGGAGAAAAGCCUUACAAGUGUGAAAUCUGUUUUAAGCAAUUCACUCGUAAAAGUUCUUUGGAUGACCAUAAAAAAGUUCACACUGGAGAAAAGCCUUACAAGUGUGAAAUGUGUUUAAAGCAGUUUUCUCACAAUAGUCAUUUGAAUAGACAUUUGAGAUUGCACACUGGAGAAAAGCCUUACACGUGUGAAACUUGCUUUAGGCAGUUUACUCAAAGUGAAGAUUUGAAGAAACAUGUUAUGUUUCACACUGGAGAAAUGCAUUACAAGUGUGAAAUUUGUCUUAAGCAGUUCACUCAAAAAAGUUCUUUGAAUGAACAUACGAAAGUUCACACUGGAGAAAAGCCUCACAAGUGUGAUGUUUGUCUUAAGCAGUUUACUCGAUUAUACGAUUUGAAAAGACAUUUGACAGUUCAUACUGGUGAAAAGACAUACAAGUGUGAAGUUUGUUUUAAGCCGUUUUCUCGAGCAUACGAUUUGAAAAGUCAUUUGAGAGUGCACACUGGGGAAAAACCUUACAAGUGUGAAAUUUGUCUUAAGCAGUUCACUCAAAAAUGUUCUUUGCAUGAACAUACGAAAGUUCACACUGGAGAAAAGCCUCAUGAGUGUGAUGUUUGUCUUAAGCAGUUUACUCGACCAUAUAAUUUGAAAACUCAUUUGAGAGUGCACACUGGAGAAAAGCCUUACAAGUGUGAAAUUUGUUUUAAGCAGUUUACUCACACAAGUAAUUUCAAUCGACAUUUGUUGUUUCACACUGGAGUGAAGCCUUACUCGUGUGAAAUUUGUUUAAAGCAAUUUUCUCACAAAGGUCGUCUGAAUAUACAUUUGAGAGUUCACACUGGGGAAACGCCUUAUAAGUGUGAAAUUUGUUUUAAGCAGUUCGCUCAUAAAAGUUCUUUCGAUGAGCAUAUGAAAGUUCACAUUGGAGAAAAGUGUUAAAAGUGAGAAAGGGCCUAGCCGAGUGAGAUGAUGAAAAGUGCCCCCAACUCGAUUCGAAUUUCAUAUAGUUCGCCGUUUAUCAUAUAUAGUGAAACUCACUUUCUGAAAUUUUUAGCCCCUAGAUGGUCAUGUAACCCACCUAGAGCCUAAUUACGCUUUUUGUGUUUUUAUUUUUUAUCUCAGCCGCAUCGAGAACUAGCGAAAAAUUUAAAUAAAAAAGUUGUAAGCUUUAAAAAUUUCUGUCCGAAAAUUUUUUUUUAAUUUUUGGCGGGAUGUUUAAAUUUAAGAACGUUUUUAAAAUUUUAAAUGAGUAUAAAAAAUAACUAAGACAUUCGUUUUCACUAAAAAAAUAUGUAACGUGUAUUUUUGCACAAUGUUUCACCCUGAAUUUUUUCAAAUUUUUAAAAUUGGUGAAACGCACCUUUAAAAUAAAAACCGCAUUUUUUCGGUUUUUUUUUCGUUUUUUUGGUACAAUUUUAUACAUAUUUUUCAAAAAGGUAACACCGUCACUAGAAUAAGUAAAAAACUGAAAAAUAAUUGGGGUUUGCUAUAUCAAAAUUUCUCCAAACCAGAACUGUUGUAAGUACUGACAAAAAGUACUGAAGUCUUAAGUACCAGUACUUAUUCAUUAAGUGGAAAUAAGUAUAAGUACUAGUACCAAGAAUAAAUAAAUACUUAAGUAUUUCAGUUAAGUAGUACUUGAAAACAGUAAAUUUAAGUACUGAGUAUUAAAUAACCGAUUUGUGUACAUACUACAUUACCUACAUUAAAAAGAUUUGGUGCUUCAAUAUCGAGUCCAAGUACAAGUACUGCCAUUUGUUCUAAAUACUUGUGUAAAAGUGAAGAAACUCAUAUGUAAUCAGAGCCUAUUUUACGUCAAGUCAGGCCUGAGGCACUGCACAAGUUUCGGGCCCUUAAAUAUGAUUUAAUAAUAAUAAUAAUAACUUUUUUAAAUGAAUUAAUUAUUUAAUAGAAACAUAACUGCACCAGAAAUUUAAAUUUUUACUAACAAUAAAUAAAAUUUACAUUUAAACAAUUAAACAUUGUUUAAAUACAGUGUGUCGCAUUUAAGAUUAAGACAGAUCUAUAUUUCGGCUAUCAAAAUAAAUACAAAUUUAAAAGUUUUGCACAGUCAUAAAGGUUGAAGGUUCACAUUUUUUAAAAUACUCAACGACCUACUGCGAAUCCACAAACAGGGUAAAUUUUCUUCGUAUUUUGCUUCGUGUUGUAGAUAUCGGAAAACGUUAUUUAAAAAAGUACUUCCAAAUAUUAGUCUAACACCACAUACCAAAUUGCAUGACAAAAUCCGCACUUUUAGUUUUUUCAUUAUUUGUAGUCAGGACCGUAAAAUAAAUCUCAGCUUUCCCGAGAUGCAUCUCGGGCCAGCCAAUUUUAAGUUGUGAGGUCCUGACCCUGACUACAAAUAAUGAAAAAACUAGUUCGAAUUUUGUCAUGAAAUUUGUUAUGUGGGGUUAGUGUACCAUUUGGAAGAACUUUUUCAAAUAACUUGUUCCAAUAUCUCUAACGCGAAGCAAAAUAUCUAAAAUUUAUCUUGUUUGUGGAGUCGCAGUAGGCUGUGUUUAAAAUUUAAAUUUCAGCUGACUAUCUUAAAAAAAUGUGAACAUUCGACCUGUAUGACUGUGCAAAACGUCAAAUCUGCAUUUAUUUUGUAAAUCUGUCAUAAUGUAGGGCUGUCUUCAUCUUAAAUGCGACACACUGUAUACAUAUAUGUCAUUUUCUUUUGUAAAUAAUUUAGUUGUUGAACCAUAAAAGGAUAGACUGUUCUUGGCCAAAAAAUUAAUGGUUGCUGUUAUUCGUUGAAGAACGUUUCUCCAAUGUUCCUGUUCUUCUAAAUAACUUUUUUCCAUUAAUGUUACAGUUCUGAAGCUAUUUCCUUGUGACAUAAUUAUGUAAUUUACUGUUUUCUUUGGGAUAAUUUAAAAUAAUGUCAUUUUUCGAUACCGACUCUCGACGUGGAAUUCGAAACGUUAAUAAAUUAAUUUCAAGCUAGAAUUGUGGAUGUAGUAUUUUCCAAAGAAAACAGUAAAUUAAUGUUACAAUUUGUCCUGUUGUACUACUUCUCUUGACUACGUACCAAUUGAUGAAAUAUGUUCAGGAGAUGGCUCAUAUUGAAUAACUGUCCUAUUGAUAUUUUUCCAGUGGUUAUACUCAUCGAAAGUUAGAAGAAUAACAAGUUUCGUGGAUCAGUUUACAAACGUAACACGGCUACAUUUAGGACUGUACACUAACCACUCGCGAAGAAUAUUUCCCCAUUAGCUUUCAUUUUAUAAAAAAAUCGCACUUUGCAAAUGUCUGGUUUUAUUAUUAUCCAGUUGUGUAACACAUUCAUUAAUUAAUUCAAUAUAUAAAUUCGGUCGAUUAUUUUUUGUUGAAAUUCCAGAUUUAAAUGUUUUGGCCAAUCCCCUAUAUAGUUAGGAAAAGAGUUAUUAACAUUGUCGUUUUCUAUAGAAGUUGACGGAAAUGUAUUUGUGACAGGUGAAGUCACUUGAAAAUCAACAGUGUAGUCAUCAUCUAUCAUUUCCUGUUCGUAAAAUGAAAGAAUUUAGAAAAUUUAUUUUAUUGCAAUAAAAAAAAUUUGGUAACCUUUCCAGGCCCCAUUUAACUGCGGGCCCGAGGCACGGGCCUAGUGGUAAAAUAGGCCCUGUAUGUAAUAGGAACAUCACAUUGAAAUUAAGGAUUAGAACACUUAUGUAAAUAUUAGAUAAUUACAGUACUGUUACUGUUGCAUGAAAUGGAGUGCUGGAUGUUUAAAACAGGAACAUAUAAAUAAAUUACAAUUUUGUCAAAAGCAAAAUAAAUGAAGAUACUCAGAGUAAGAGUAAUAUUUUAUUAUAAUUAAUAUUUAUUUGUCGGAUUCAGGAAACCUGGCUGACGAGUUCUAAAGGACGAAACAAAAAUGUGUCGAAACAUGAUUACCACACAUCACACUAAAUCGAAAACAUUGAAAAAUAUUUGCAGUAAUCCGUAACACUUAAGAAAUUUUCGUGAAGGGUUUAAAUACAUUUCGAGUACUUUUAGAGUACUUAAGUAUUUUUUAUUGCAUUAUAUUUUAUUUAAUGUAAGAUUUGGAUUUCUUACAUAAAAAUAAGUAACUUUUAUUCGAGAUAUUUUUUCGAAUUAUGGAUAGAUGGCGCCAUAAUCGGAAAAAUGAUUGUUGGAAAUGGAAAACUAAAUUAAAAAAUGGAAAGUCCCCACUUAAAUAGAAAACUUUACUUAACUUUUUUUGGUUUUAGGACCUAAUCUUCACAACCCAAUAGGUCCCCAUAUCGCUCGAGUAACUGCAAAUUUAGCAUACUUUCCUCCCCUACUAUAUCUUACAUAAAAAUAAUUAUAUAGAGAAAUUACACCAUAUAUUUACUUUUUUAUCAGACUGUGAAAUUGAAAAAUUUGAAGGAACCGAAAAAAUUGGUCAGAACCGAAUCGAAAUAUUUUACCAAAACCGGAACCGGACCGGACCUAAAAUUUUGAAUUUUACUAGAAUCGGAACCGGACCGGAACCUUUUAUUUCAUUUCGGUCCGGGUCCCUGGUUUAAAUACAUUUCGAGUACUUUUAGAGUACUUAAGUAUUUUUUAUUGCAUUAUAUUUUAUUUAAUGUAAGAUACGAAAUCGAACCAGAUCUUAAUAGAGUAAGAUCGAGAAAGUGAAAUCAAAUUGUAUGAUUCUUCAAAAAUUGUGUCUGUAACUGUCGAUGUUAAGUCACUACCAGUAUCAUAUGAAUUCGAAUUUGUGUCUUCUCCUAAAUUGUCACGAAAUAUUGCUGAGAUACCUAUUUCAGUUUAACCACUGGCGAAGCGUCCAUGUAACCACUGCUACCUUUGAUAACAGUUAAAAAUCUUGCACAUAAAUAUUUUAUGACUACUAUUUUAUAACAGAAAUAUUUGUUAAUAGUACAUACCUAAUUCAGUAAAUAGCCAACUAGACGCACGAAAAUAUUGGCGAGAUUAUGUGAAUCCGUUGCACGUUAUAUGCUCAUUAUACGUUGUUACCACUUUUGGUUGUGAUAACGAAGGAUGAUCCUCGCUAUCGCUAGGGACUGGCUUGUUUCUGAAAAUUUUGAAGGAGCUACGGCUCUAGAGACGGCGCGUGGGCACGCUGUGUAUAUCAGUAUUUUUUGGUUUGGUAACGUUAGUUUAGUACCUAUUACAGAUUACAGUGUGCCUGCAUUUAAACAUGGAAGAGUGUUGCUGCGUAAUCGAUCAACUACUUAAAAAGUCAUCCUCCUGGUAUAUGAGAUUACAUAUUGAUUAUGGAAGACUUAAUAUAAACAAUAGUUUUCAAAAUAUGUUUUUUUUCCUACUUGUUCAUUUUUUUAUGUUAAUUUUAUGGUAGAAUAAUCUGUUUAGUUUGUGUAUUAUUUACUGUUAUACCUAUUACAUAUACAUUAUUACAUUAUUACAUACA
This is a messenger RNA of Diabrotica virgifera virgifera (western corn rootworm), 6130 nucleotides long. Its product is annotated as zinc finger protein 227. The transcript is spliced from 3 exons. The record is from RefSeq and is a predicted model, not a curated record. NCBI's taxonomy places the organism in Eukaryota, Metazoa, Arthropoda, Insecta, Coleoptera, Chrysomelidae. The coding region runs from base 91 to 1707 and encodes 538 amino acids. Gene Ontology annotation, biological process: regulation of transcription by RNA polymerase II. Gene Ontology annotation, molecular function: DNA-binding transcription factor activity, RNA polymerase II-specific; RNA polymerase II cis-regulatory region sequence-specific DNA binding.